UAUAUAUAUAUAUAUAUAUGUUACAUUAUAUAAUAUAAGUGAUCGAUUUGAGAAAUCGAGUAAUUUAAUGUUCAAAACAGACACCAGUGCAGAAUACAAUAAUUUCUGGAUUUGAUUUCGUAAGAAACGAGUCACUCCACUUUGCUGUGAUUAACAACGGUUCUAUUGGAGCAAAUUAGAAAAUGACUUGGUCUCUCGGCGUCUCGUAUAAAUUUCCGAGGAUGAUCUGAACUUCAAUCACCCUCGUAAAUAUAGCUUGUACAUAACUUUAAUAUACAUGUACAUCCCUUCUAAUAUAACUCGAACAUUCGAUUGGAUUCAAAAAGGAUUUCGUCGUUGAAUCGUAGUAAUGUUCGAAUGAAAGCUAAAGGAGAAAAGAAGAACAGAAAGAAGGAGAAGAGAAGAGUUUGCAGAAAAUCUGAUGCUGUAAACGUGAAGCCACUUAUCUGACAGGCGCAUAAGUUAUUGUUAAUGAUCGGCCGCAUCAGCCGUAGAAUGUUUCGCACAAUCGUUCGGCAAACAACUGAUUUAGACGGUGUACGUGAACGUGCGAGAUGGAAACAGGUUGCAUCGAGAAUUAGCGUGAGAAGACGUUCUGAAACAGGAUUGAAAUGCACAGUCCAACAAGUAUAAGUCGAUGUGACAAGGACGACCGGUGGCUGUCGAAAGACGCGCCUGUCGUCUUUUCAUAUAUCUCACAGAAUACAUUUGUAUAUAUUAACAUGCUUUUCCGACAAAGUAAUACCCGUUCUGUGCAGUGUAAUAGUAAGUAUAUGCAAAGAAACAAACGGAAAUGACGCUUAGUUGAAGAUAGAACAGAAUAACGAAUGCGAGAAUGAUGAAGAUAUUAACAUAACUCUCGAGGUAAUUACUUUUGUAAUUACUUUGUAGAUUAAAUUCAAUAUGAUAACGUGAAUCGUGCUGUGCUGUCUCGAAGCACGAUUCGAACAUGUAAGCAAAGUUCAGAAUUCUUGAUCUAAGUAAUAAUCUAACAAUUUCUUAUCCAACGACAAAUCGUCAAAAAUCAGCAUCAUCUUCUACUCAAUGACAAAUUUCUAUAUAUUUCUGAUAAGCUUUAAAUAAACUCGUAUCGCUACCUCGUGAAUCUCGGAUCGUUGAUCGGUGAAAUAUAUCUGACUAUAAUAAUAUCUGCGAUAACAGACAACCUAAGUGAUCGUUGUCGCGAUUGCAACAUUAAAAUAAGAAUAACAAUUGACGUGUUGACGACGACCGAUCGACGUUACCAUUCAAUUCGUUGUAUCAAUAAAACGUUUCUUAACAACGACGUGCCUCUUAUUCGCGAACGACACGACUCGUCGAGCUAUAAUGUCGCCAGCUACGAAAUCAAUUACAAUUCACGAUGCAAUUCCGCGUCGAUUUAUUAUUACAAUCGAUCGCGUUACAUCCGCCACGAACGAUCGAUCGAUUUAAUCACAGCCCGAAUAAUUGGAGGCGAUUUCUUCCGCGGAAAAGAAAGCUCCUCCCCCGCGACAACUCUGUGAUGAGAGCGAGGAGAGCGAUGACAAUACCGAGAACCGCGGCGUUCGGCGAAGAGAAGAAAAAGAAAGAAGAGAAAAGGAAAAAGGAAGAAGAACAGAGACGGGACAAGAACAGUAUUCGUCGUUCGAUGACGAUGAGGGUGGUGGAAGGUCCAUUGACGUGGCUUGCUUCUUUAAAAGAAUCUGCAAAUCAAGCCGGAUGCAUCUGA
This is a messenger RNA of Heterotrigona itama, 1708 nucleotides long. NCBI's taxonomy places the organism in Eukaryota, Metazoa, Arthropoda, Insecta, Hymenoptera, Apidae. The record is from the annotation of a GenBank genome assembly.